Molecule: messenger RNA, 2025 nt
Organism: Pseudomassariella vexata
Lineage: Eukaryota; Fungi; Ascomycota; Sordariomycetes; Amphisphaeriales; Pseudomassariaceae
Product: transcription initiation factor TFIID subunit A-domain-containing protein
Exons: 2
Coding region: 1-2025 (674 amino acids)
Biological process (GO): DNA-templated transcription initiation; RNA polymerase II preinitiation complex assembly
Cellular component (GO): SLIK (SAGA-like) complex; SAGA complex; transcription factor TFIID complex
Molecular function (GO): TBP-class protein binding; protein heterodimerization activity; DNA binding
Source: RefSeq, a predicted model, not a curated record
AUGUUUCGACCGGAGCAAAUGCGAACUCUGGCGAUACUCUCCGAUGCCGAUAAGGAAAAAUAUGAGAAAGGUCUUCGCACAUUGUACGAGGCGAUGGAGAAGAAUGGGCCCGAGACAUUAAGCCAUAAGAAUGCAAAGCAGAAGAUCCAGGAGUUUUCCCGCAUGGUGGUGGGAAAGAUGGCGGGCAUGAGACAAAGGGUACAACAACAACAACAACAACAACAACAACAACAGCAACAGCAACAACAAGGUGCCGGAGGCCAGCCCGGUCAGCCAGGUCAGUCAGUACAACCUGGAGCUGGACCCGGCCAGCCUUCAAACGCCGCCAUGGCUGCCCAGAGAGCCGUUAUGCCUCCCCAAAGACCAACAGGAAUGGCAGCCGGAGCAGUAAACUCAACGGCAGCAGCCAAUGGAGGUGGAGCUGCGGCGACGCAGCCAGGAGGACAGCCGCAAAAGAUCCCCGAGCAAAUUGUGCAGCACGUCAACACAUUUGAAAUACGUAUUCCUCCCGGCGUAACUAAGGAGCAGGCCCCCAGAUGGGUGAUAGAAAUGCGUGGCAAGUACACGCAAGCACUGGUUCGAAUGGACUCGAUGGGACGAAGGAUCAAACAGUGGGAUAGCAUGCUGAAAGACCGCGAGACGAAGGGCAAUCCUUAUCAGGGGGAUGAACUGAAGAAGCUCAUGAUGCAGAAAGAGACGGAUAUCAAGCAACACGCAGACGCCCUCAAGUUUGUCGACAACUUCCGUAAGCAACAGGAACAUAUCAAGCAAGGAGAGCAGCAGCAACAGCAGCAACUGAAGGCCGGCGGCCAAGGUGGAUCACAGCAACAGGGUGCGGCGGCGCCAGGUGGAGGGCAGAGUCAGCAAGUUCGACCCCAGGCGCCUCCAAACUCUGGCAAUUCCAUGCAGGCCGCGACGGCUUCUGUCAAUGCUGCCAUGGAUGCGGCCAAAAAUCAGCAAAUUGCAGCCGCAAAUCGUGCACAGCAGCAGCAGCAGCAGCAACAGCAACAGCAACAGCAACCACCGACUCCCACCACUCAGGCUGCUAUGGGACCUGCACAGACAAGUGCACGUUCUGCGCAGUCCCAGCCUGCGCCUGCCCCGCAACAGCAACAAUCUCAGGUCAAAAUCGAACCUGGUACCCAUCCCCAUCCGCCGCAGCCCCCUCCUGUCAAUACGGCACUCGCCGCAGCAACCAACGCGCACUUGCAAUCCGCAGGAACUCCCACCCAGACGUCAGCUCGCGUGCAAACACCCCAAACGGCCACUCCCGUCACGGGCCCCGCAAAACCGCUUUCGCAUCAAGCAGCGCUCACACUUGCGAACCACCGCCAAUCCACCGGUUCUUCGGCUCCGACCGCAAACCAGCCCGGCAGCGCAGGCGUAAUAACCACUCCCGGCUCUGGCCAAUUGAUGGGCAGCACACCACAAGGAGGCCACCCGCACGCGCACCCCCAGCCCGCUACAACAGCAGCCGCGACCGUCACCUCCAAGAUGCCCAUUCCCAAGAUGCUGCCCGAGGUCUCGACUCGGGUUCCCACCCCCGUGCAAUCCGCCGCUGCUGGUCGACCAACCUAUAGUCAGGGCACCGGCAUUCAGGGCGGAGUCAUCAACUCGCCUGCGAUUGCUAAGACCAACAAGUUCGAGUUCGAGGCCGAGGGCGAUCACGUGCUCAGCAAGAAGAAGUUGGAUGAGCUUGUUCGUCAGGUCUGUGGAGGAUGCCCUCCUGGACAGGACGGCAACUACCUGACACCCGAUGUUGAAGAGUCGGUCCUUAACGUCGCAGACAACUUUGUCGACAACGUGCUGCACACUGCCUGCCGUAUCGCAAAGGAGCGAGGUUCCAAGAUUCUUGAGAUUCGUGACAUUCAGCUGGUGCUCGAGCGUAUCUACAAUAUUCGUAUUCCUGGGUACACCUCUGAUGAGUUGCGCACCGUUCGCAAGGCUCAGCCGAGCCCAGCCUGGAUUGCAAAGAUGAGCGCUGUUCAGGCAGCCAAGGUCAUGCCUGGUAAGGACGACAAGUAG